Messenger RNA from Sus scrofa (pig), 2185 nucleotides. RefSeq names its product mucin 12, cell surface associated (gene MUC12). NCBI's taxonomy places the organism in Eukaryota, Metazoa, Chordata, Mammalia, Artiodactyla, Suidae. The record is from RefSeq and is a predicted model, not a curated record.
AUGGUCUGGACCCACUGUCUCUUCAGAAGACCCACUGUCUCUUCAGAAAGUACCUCCACCCCAGGCCCUGGGAGUCCUACCACCACUCCUGACUCGUCUGGACCCACUGUCUCUUCAGAAAGUACCUCCACCCCAGGCCCUGGGAGUCCUACCACCGCUCCUGACUGGUCUGGAUCCACUGUCUCUUCAGAAAUUUCCUCCACUACAGGUACUGAGAGUUCUAGCACCAUUCCUCACUGGUCUGGAUCCACUAUCUCUUCAGAAAGUUUCUCUACCACAGGCACUGGGCAUUCUAGCAAAUUUCCUGACUCGUCUGGACCCACUGUCUCUUCAGAAAGGACCUCCACCCCAGGCCCUGGGAGUCCUUCCACUGUUCCUGAAUGGUUUGGAUCUACCUUCUCCUCAGAAAGUUCUCCUACCACAGACCCUGCGGGUUCUAGCACCAUUUCUGAAUGGUCUGAAUCUACCUUCUCUUUAGAAAGUUCUCCUACCACAGGCCCUGGGCGUUCUAGCACCAUUCCUGACUGGUCUGGUUCCACUGUCUCUUCAGAAAGGUCCUCCACCCUAGGCCGUGGGAGUUCUAUCACCUUUUCUGACUGGUCUGAAUCCACUGUCUCUUCAGAAAGUUCUCCCACCACAGGCCCUCGGAGUUCUAGCACCGUUUCUGACUGGUCUGGAUCCACUGUCUCUUCAGAAAGUUCCUCCACCCCAGGCCCUGGGAGUUCUAGCACUGUUCCUGAAUGGUCUGGCUCCACCAAUGCGUCAGUCCCUGGGUUUCGUACCAUUUCAACUCUUCAUCCUUCAUUCACUAGUAGGAACACAGUUGUGACGACAGCCCAUUCUCUGACUACGACACCACGGCAGUGCUAUAAUGGGGCCACUUGGAACGGAGAAGAUUGUAUCUGCCCUCAAGGCUACUUUGGUUACCAGUGCAAAUCCCUCUUGGAUUACCACUUCCUAGAAAUCCCAGAAAAAAUCAAUGCCACUGUAGACCUGAGGGUGAAAGUGACUAACAAGAAUUUCACAAAAGAGCUAAAUAACAUAUCCUCCCAUGAACACCGGGAUUUCACUCAAAAGUUCAAGAAUCAGAUGGCUAAAGCUUACAAGGGCGAUGACUUUCCCCAGUACAAAGAUGUGAUCAUUAGGAGACUGCUCAAUGGCAGCGUUGUGGUGGAACAUGAAGUCGUCAUGGAGGCAAACUUCACACCAAAAUUUCAGGAACUGUUUGAAAACCUCACCAAGAUCAUAAACCUCAAGCUUACAAAUGAGACCAGAAGGCUAAGCAGUGAUUCUCAAGAGUGCAAAGACGCCAUGGAUCUGUGCUUUGACAAGACCAUCUUCGUUAACGAGACAGUGAAGCUUGGCUUUGACCUGCAAGGGCAAUGCACCCAGCAGGUGGCCAAGGACUUUGCCCAAUUCUACUAUGUGGAUGAACUGGAUGGGAAGCUUGCCUGUGUGACCAAAUGUACCACGGGGACAAAGUCGCAAAUGAACUGUAACCAAGGCACCUGCCAGCUGCAGCAAAGCGGGCCCCGCUGCCUAUGCCCGAACUCCAAGACCCACUGGUACUGGGGAGAAAGCUGUGAACUCAGCACCAGCAAGAGCCUGGUGUUCGGGAUCGUGGGGGCCGUGGCGGUGCUGCUCGUGCUCGCGGUGCUGCUCCUGACCGUCUUCCUCGGCCGAUCCCAGAAAAAACUGCGCAGCCAGGAAUACAAUUUCUCUCGAGAGUGGCAAGGAGAAGAUGUCCCUGCCGGUUUCCAGAACACAGGCAUCUGGGAAGGCCAGAAUCUGAAGGGGGACAAGUUUGCCCUUGAAAACACUUACCAACACUUCCAGCCCUCCCUGGAGAAUGUGGAUCCCACCACAGAGCUCCACAUUCAGAGGCCCAAGGUGGUGACAACUGCUCAGUGAUGGGGGACAUGGACUCCCACCCCUCAGCCAGAUCUGGACGACCAGGCAGUGGCAGAGUCCUCCACAGGCCCAGGUCCACCAGGAGGAAACAGACGUCAGGGCCCAAGGAGGUCCUGCUCAGGGCUGGUGGCCUUGCCUGGCUCCCGCUGCUGUGAGCCCCCUCUGCUGCCUCGCACUCCUUCUGGGGCCCUCAAGGCUGCCCAGACACCUCAGCAUCUUGUUUGCUCCGCUCUGGCAUUUCCUACCAAUAAAAGAACAAGUUUUAAAGUGCAGA